Messenger RNA from Rattus norvegicus (Norway rat), 5026 nucleotides. RefSeq names its product pyruvate dehydrogenase kinase 1 (gene Pdk1). Lineage: Eukaryota; Metazoa; Chordata; Mammalia; Rodentia; Muridae. The record is from RefSeq and is a predicted model, not a curated record. Gene Ontology annotation, molecular function: pyruvate dehydrogenase (acetyl-transferring) kinase activity; protein kinase activity. Gene Ontology annotation, cellular component: mitochondrial matrix.
UUUUUUGUUUUUCAAGACAGGGUUUCUCUGUGUAGCCCUGGUUAUCCUGGAACUCUGUAGACCAGGCUGGCCUCAAACUCAGAGCUCCCCUGCCUCUGCCUCCCCAAGAGCUGAGAUUAAAAGUGUGCACCCCCAUCGCCUGCCCGGCUUCUCACCCACAAUAUAAAUUCAGGGCGAAUGAAAUCAAGAAUUCUUCUUUCGAUUUUCUAUUCCGAGCGGCUUCUUUUCUCUGAGCUCUAGGGAGGAGAUCCACAGCCAACUUUCUUGGCUUGAUUCUCAGCUUGAUUCCUUAGGGGGUGUUUCCCUAGAAACAAGGAACUUUUCUUAGGCGGUGUGGUGCGUCUCUGGAAUGCAGUCCUCGUUAGCGAGCCUCAGAUGCUUUGGUGAUGCUGGAUAAGGGGACUCCACACUGUAGUAUGGCUUAGGUAAUACUGGAUAAGGGAAACUCACGCCGUCCACAGUAGUAUGUAGUGUUACAGGAAGCCAAAAAUUAGAUUCACAGACACAGUGAUAAGGAUCAGAAACCGGCACAAUGAUGUCAUCCCCACCAUGGCCCAGGGUGUGACUGAAUACAAGGAGAGCUUCGGGGUGGAUCCUGUCACCAGCCAAAAUGUUCAGUACUUUUUGGAUCGGUUCUACAUGAGUCGCAUCUCAAUUAGAAUGCUACUCAACCAGCACUCUUUAUUGUUUGGUGGAAAAGGAAGUCCAUCUCAUCGAAAACACAUUGGAAGCAUAAAUCCAAACUGUGAUGUAGUCGAGGUUAUUAAAGAUGGCUAUGAGAAUGCGAGACGGCUUUGUGAUUUGUAUUACAUUAACUCUCCUGAACUAGAACUUGAAGAACUAAAUGCGAAAUCACCAGGACAGCCAAUACAAGUGGUUUAUGUUCCGUCCCAUCUCUAUCACAUGGUGUUUGAACUGUUCAAGAACGCAAUGAGGGCCACCAUGGAGCACCAUGCAGACAAAGGCGUUUAUCCCCCGAUUCAAGUUCACGUCACACUGGGGGAGGAGGAUUUGACUGUGAAGAUGAGUGACCGGGGAGGUGGUGUUCCGCUGAGGAAGAUCGACAGACUCUUCAACUACAUGUACUCAACUGCACCCCGGCCUCGUGUUGAGACGUCCCGUGCGGUGCCCCUGGCUGGAUUUGGUUACGGAUUGCCCAUAUCACGCCUCUAUGCACAGUACUUCCAGGGAGACCUAAAGCUGUAUUCCUUAGAGGGCUACGGGACGGAUGCUGUCAUCUAUAUUAAGGCUCUGUCAACGGAGUCCAUCGAAAGACUCCCUGUGUAUAAUAAAGCUGCCUGGAAGCAUUACAGAACCAACCACGAGGCUGACGACUGGUGUGUGCCCAGCAGAGAGCCGAAAGACAUGACGACGUUCCGAAGCUCGUAACUGCACAUGGGACGCCUGGCAAAGCCAAAUGUGGUUUUUGCCAAACUUGGAAGAGAGAUGUAUUUGGAACCACAUUGUACCAAAUAUGUCAUGUGUGAUUUUUCACAAUCAGUGUUUGCUAAAGCUCCUAAAGGAUCAAUUAUAGCAACUUUAUUCUGAUAUGUUUUGUUAAUUGGGCGUGUUUUUUUUUUUUUUUGAACGCACAUAAUUUUGGUCAGCUUCCCUUGGUGCGGUAUGGAGUGUGAAGUCCCUGGUUUCUGUAGGAAGCUCAGUGUUUCUUCCAGGUUUUCCUUUAUAUCCUCUAGAAGCGCCUGAAGAACGUGGAGGAGCUGGUUAGCGGCCUCUCUGCUUUUGGAGUUCUGUCAUCCGUGAGUGGUGACACCUAAUCAGAUGGUCGUCUUACCUCCCACGAAGCAGAACACAGCAGUCAGUUAGAAGCCACACAGAUCGUCCGAGUGCUGAAAUUAAUUGAUCAUGGCGUCCUUUUAUUGCAGUGGAUCGUAACGACUGGCUCCCCAUGGAGCAAAACCCAGAGCAUGAGUAGCGAGCUUCUAGUCAACGAGAGGGACUUUCUUUAAAAACAGAGUCUCACUGGGUAGCCCCAGCUGCCUUGAGUUUACCCUUGGCGUCCUGAGAGCUGGGAAGGGUGUGCCACCACAUCUGGCUUAGAAGAGAAAUGUCAUCCCCAAAGCCAGCCACGUGCCAGCAGAGAAUAAACUGGGAGGCACCAAGCAGCCAGACCGAGCCGGCUGACUGUUGAGAUUUUCUGAUUAUCUGAGCUUUUGACGAGAGUGAGUUUCUCGGGAGUGAAUAGUGACUACUGCUGUUGCCAGAGUGACAGACUGGAUUGGGAAGCGUGGGUGCCCCAUUUUCAGGUCAGGUUGCUACACUUCCAGGGGACAUAAUCUGACUCUCAGGCCUGGUGCAGUCUAAAGUGUUAGCAGCUGGGGGAUGAUGGUCAUCACAAGAGGUCAGAUGACAAAGGUUCAGCCACCUAGGUUUUAAGUGGCGACUAAGGACAUAUACUUUUCUAAACUAUCCAGGUUUUUUUAAUCAAAGAAAAGUCCGUUUAUAUUGACUACAGAAUCCCUUUGCAGCUAGCUGUGUGGUGAUUGAAAGUCUGCAACCAGUGCUUUGGUGUACUGAUGGUAUUUGUGUCGAAACAGAACUAUGGAGCAGGUACGACAGCUCGGUUCUCUCUCAGUGACCCGAAGUCACACAGAAUUGGAGCCACAGCCUGAGCUAUCUCUGCUGAUCACCAUCCACUGUCUGGAAUAUUCUUACCUCUCUCUUAAGCAAUGGAGAACUCCUUGGGAAACACGCUUCGCCACUUACCUGGAGGGAUCUGGGGGUUUGGUUUGGAAAACAUCGUGAGUUGAAACAUGCCACUCUUGACAGGAUUUACCCAAUUAUCACUCUGUGCCCCAUAAAUAUAUAUACAUAUAUAGUACAAAAGCCAAGUCAUGCAACAUGGCACAGAAGAGGAUUUUGAUACCAAAUGAUAGGGACGUGUAGUCUGAGCUCCAGGGUGGCCAGGCCAGAAUCCUUAUGUGAGAGGUGAGGAGCCUGGAACUUGUGUCCUAUUGGCCCAGGGCUUUUUAACUAAUACUACCAAAUGUCGGAAAAUACACACCUUAUCCCUGCUGUUCCUAAUCGAGGACUUUGUAAGAAAUAAUAGACUCUGUUCAUGAGUGACAUUUACUCAGUGUAUCGCACUUACUAGCUUUAAAUUACAUUUUACUGCAAUGGUGAAAUAUUUUGGAAUCUUUUGUACAACCGUCAAUAAACGUACUAUUUUUAAUUUGUGAAAUACUUUGCCCUCUCCAAGGAAUUAAAACAUGCCUCCCCCCCACCCCCUGCCGCCUAAGAGCUAAGAAAAUGCUUUCAGACAGGAAGUAGAAUUAUUUGAGUUCAGCUUCGUUUUAAGAUAUAGCACCUUUUUGCUUUGUUGUUAUUAUGGUGAUGGUUGGAACCUGAAUGGGACAAAGCUCUGGGGGAGGCUUUUCAGAGUUGCUUUUAAAGAUACCUUAAAGGGUUUUAGAUUCAUAGGGUGAGCCAUUUUGUCUGCCGGUAUUUGUUCUGUGGUUCGGGAUAGGUAUGAAAAUAGGUUUGGCUGUUGGGGAAUGGACAGCAAGUGAUUUUUAUAAGCUGGGUAGUUAACGAGUGUGCCAGUGCAUUGUAGGAAAGGGUUGUAAGACUAUUCCACACUAAUAUCAAAUGCUGGCUGGUUUUGGUGCCUUUACACUUAAUAAGGGUCAGUGUCUUACACUGUGAAGUUUCUACGCGAAGGCAUAGGAGCAGAAUUCUACCGCACCGUAAGACAUUUUUGUGGUUGACAGUAAAAUGAACACAUGGGUCGGCUUUUUCAAAGAAUAAAUUUGAGUCACUUAAGGAUUUUGGAAAUGCACUCAUGUCUUUUAGACAGUGGUCCCGGGGUUGGGGAUUUAGCUCAGUGGUAGAGCUCUUGCCUAGCAAGCGCAAGGCCCUGGGUUCGGUCCCCAGCUCCGAAAAAGAAAAAAAAAAGAAAAGAUAGACAGCGGUCCGUUCAAGGCUCAGUAUCUGUAAAGGUUCAAGAAAUUGUAGCUGUUGCCAGCCCAGUGGCUCAGCAGGUAAGCACAAGGUCAUCAAGCCUGGGGGUUAGGGUUGGAGGUCUCUCCUUGACACAUACGGUGGAAGGAGAGAAAGAACCAACUGCCCCGUUAGUUGUCUUUGGACCUCCACAUGUGCACUGUGCACGUGAGCAUCCCCUACACAGGCCACACUAAUAAACCCCAGCUGUAGCUAGGCGCCUUGCACUCUCCUAGCACGGUGUCUGAAGCAAGGCUUCCACUGUCUCUAGCCUAAUGAGGAAACCCCUAAUGGGGUGUAUGUGGUUUGACUCACCAUAGAUUUUCUUUUUCUGAUAAACUGCCAAUGGUUGACAUGUACUGGAGAACUGGUGGAUAAUUUUGAAAAGCUGUAUGAAUAAGUAAAUUGUCCACAGAAAUAAUUGUAGAGAGGGGUUUAACUUAACCAGCACUGCCUUCUAUUAAUACUGGUGGAAUCUCUAACUUAGGUAGUCAAGACAGAUGAUGUGCUAUCCCCUGUUGAUAGCAUGGAGUGGCCAUACCUUCCUUUCACUGUUUGAGCCAGUAGGGUCCAGCUGCCACACACCUGUAGGGAUCUCUGAACUUAGGCCAGCCUGGUCGGCCUAGGGAGCUUCCGAUUAGCCAAGGCUACGUAUAUAGACCCCGUGUGACGAAUGUUUUUAAGUCAACAAGGUCCCAAACAACUACAGAGGGAGGAAAAAGAAUUGUCUGGUUCUGUGGCUAAUUAGGGAGGAACCCCAGCCUUUGAGUUUAUAUCAUCAGUUUUACAAGGAAAUACAAAGCUUGAAAGGUCAGGGGGCUAGGAUUAAAUUUGGUUGUUUUUAUUGAAAACUUCUCAUUAUAUCUGAUUACCUUGUGGUCUCAAUACUAUUAUUAAUUUUCUCACAGUCAAACCCAAGACACUAAAAAAAAAAAAAAAAAAAGAAUUAAUGCUUUGUGAAGGAAAAUGAAUGUGUUCCUAUUUUUCAUAAUCCUGGCAUUCUUAAAUUACUGUAUCAUUAGUCCUACUUUUGUGUUUGCAAAGAAUUAAACAUUGUAUUGUCCACUUU